AUGGCAGGAUACUCCUGGCCAUGACUUGUAAUUUCGCUUCCUGCGUCUCAUUUUUCAUAUUUCAACGCUUUGAGUGCCAUUUGGCAAAGCAAACUGGAAACGGCAACGACAACGGCGACUGGCCAACAAGGGGAAAGGAUUGGAAUGAGUGAGUGUGGGACAUGUUCUUGUGCCAACAGACAAACCUCAAAGCGGGUUCUGCAGCCAUAA
This is a messenger RNA of Drosophila gunungcola (fruit fly), 210 nucleotides long. RefSeq lists its product as uncharacterized. The record is from RefSeq and is a predicted model, not a curated record. Lineage: Eukaryota; Metazoa; Arthropoda; Insecta; Diptera; Drosophilidae.